CGCGCGGCCCCUUAAAGGGCCCCCGCUCGCCGCGCCGAGCUCCCGCCGCGCAGCCCCGUCCGUCCCGGGGUCCGUCCGUCCGUCCGUCCGUCCCGCGGUCCGUCCGUCCGUCCGUCCGUCCGAGCGAUGAGGAGGCUCGUCCUCCUGCUUUACGCCGGCGUCACCUGUUGCAUCGCGGCGCGGGGAGGAGGAGGAGAUGCCACCGGCACGGAGCUGCUGGAGGACACGCAAGACCGUGGGCUGAAGCUGAAGCCACAGGUGAAGUUCAACCUCCGCUCCUGGGCGGACGCCGAAGAGGAUGGCUGCGCGUUCGCCACGGGCCAGCGUGAGCGGCUGGAGGAAUGCGGGUUCAACGCCACGGCGAAAACCUUCUUCAUCAUUCACGGCUGGACGAUGAGUGGCAUGUUCGAGACGUGGCUGGGCAGCUUGGUGGCGGCGCUGCAGGAGAGGGAGAGGGAUGCCAACGUGGUGGUGGUGGAUUGGCUCCCGCUCGCCCACCAGCUCUACACCGACGCCGUCAACAACACGCAGGUCGUCGGGAAAAGCAUCGCCGGGCUGCUCGACUGGUUGCAGGAGAACCCACUCUUCCAGCUUGAGAACGUCCACCUGAUCGGGUACAGCCUGGGUGCCCACGUCGCCGGCUUUGCUGGUAACCACGUCCAUGGGACAAUAGGCAGAAUUACAGGCUUGGAUCCGGCUGGCCCCAUGUUUGAAGGAGUGGACCCCAGCAAGCGCCUCUCCCCCGACGAUGCCAACUUCGUGGACGUCCUUCACACCUACACGAGGGAAACGCUCGGCGUCAGUAUUGGCAUCCAGAUGCCCGUGGGCCACGUCGACAUCUACCCCAACGGGGGAGACUUCCAGCCUGGCUGCGGAUUAAGCGAUGUCUUGGGAGCAAUUGCCUAUGGGACUAUUGGGGAAGUUGUUAAAUGCGAACACGAGCGGUCUGUGCACCUCUUCGUGGACUCCCUCGUCAACCAAGACAAGCAGAGCUUUGCCUUUCAAUGUACCGAUUCCAGUCGCUUCAAGAAGGGAAUCUGCCUGAGCUGCCGCAAGAACCGCUGCAACGGCAUCGGCUACAAUGCCAGGAAAACGCGGAACAGAAGAAACAGCAAGAUGUACUUAAAAACAAGAGCUGAUAUGCCGUUCAAAGUCUACCAUUACCAGAUGAAAAUGCACGUCUUCAGCUACCAAACCUUGGGAGAGGCUGAUGUCACUUUCUUCGUCACCCUUCAUGGCACCAAUGGAGAAUCUGACCCCCUCUCUUUGGAAAUGCUUGAUCAAAUUGGCCUCAAUGCCACCAACACCUUCCUGGUCUACACGGAAGAGGACAUGGGUGAGCUUUUAAAAAUCAAGCUUACUUGGGAGGGAACGUCUCAAUCGUGGUACGACCUGUGGAAAGAGCUGAAGAGCUACUGGUACCGGCCUGCGAAGGCUCCCCAGGAACUGCACAUCAGACGGAUACGUGUGAAAUCUGGCGAGACGCAACAGAGGUUUGCUUUCUGCGUGGAGGAUUCCCAACUGACCAGUAUAACACCCGGCAAAGAGCUCUGGUUCGUCAAGUGCCCAGAAGAAUGGCAAAAAAGAUCUGUCUCAAAUUUGCUCUGAGUGCUUCUCGAAAGGCUCACAAUGGAGCAACCUGGAUGCCUGAAGACCACACGGGUGGCGAGAGGCUCUGGCAAAAUAAUCUGGCUUGGUAGCACUUAAAGCAACUGGCUCUUGAGGACAAACAUCUUGGAUCAGGUGCAAGAAACUGAGGAGCAAUUGAUGGACUGUGAUCCUAGACCUAGAACAACUCAAAUGACAUUUUCCCUUCCCCAAGGAGCCUGGUUUGUGUGUUUAACCUUCUCUUGACCUGUUACACGCUGCGUUUCUUGCCCUGCUCCUGUUAACUGGGCCUAUGGAUGAGACCCUUGGUGACUCGAGACCCCCGGCAACUCAAGACCCUCGGCGACUCGAGACCCUCAGCGACUCGAGACCCUCGGUGACUCGAGACCCUCGGCGACUCGAGACCCUCGGUGACUCGAGACCCUCGGCGACUCGAGACCCUCGGUGACUCGAGACCCCCGGCAACUCGAGACCCUCGGCGACUCGAGACCCUCGGCGACUCGAGACCCUCAGCGACUCGAGACCCUCGGCGACUCAAGACCCUCGGCGACUCGAGACCCUCGGCGACUCGAUUCGAGACCCUCGGCGAUGAUCUGGUCUGCCUGCCAGUGGAGUUGAGAAGACAACCACACUAACUGCCCAUCGGAACGUCGGCGAUGAGCUGCCAAGAACAAAUUAGCAUCUAGCGUAGGACUCACCAUGGGUCCAAUAGCACUAUGGGCUGCGGGAAGCCAAAACCAGCACAGGUCAAGCGUGUGGGGUUGUUCAGGGGAGGGGUGGGAAUAAGCACAAUGCCACUUAUCUUCAAGUUGUCCUUUGCUUGCCUUAAAAAUAACCCAUUCUGUGUCUGGCCGAUACUGAAAUCUCUGUAUGACCUUAGGAGAAGGUAUUUCUGCAUCUUUCCCAUUCCUGGGGCAGAACACGGUGCAGAUGGCCGGUGAUGGUCGGCGUUGGCCACCAGAUUGUCCCGUCCCACGUGUCUUUGCAAGAGGAGGCGAACGGCUGCCCAUCUACUGACCACAGAGGAGGAGGAGGGUGAUGAACCAAACUGCUUCAGCAGAGCUUCACACCGGUCCUGUUGACUACUGAGAACACGUUCGCCUCGCUCCAGGUGCUGUUGUAGCACCGGCGCGUAAUUAAGACCUUAUUUUGGGGCAAAGAUAUUUAACUGAGCCAAACCGAUGGCAUCCUACCCUCAUUGCCACAGCGUCCCGGUUGGAUUCCCCGGAGCUGGCUGAACUUGGCUUUGCUUGGAGUUGGACAGACUCUUUACGGCCAAGGGGACGUCGUCACAAGUGGCCUUGCCAGACGGUGCACUGAGUUCUGAACAUUUAGCAAGUCCUGAGGCCUGCAAUGCUCUGAAUUUUUGUAGCGCUUCAAUCCAACCAAAGCAAGCACAUCUGGAGAUUCAUUAUUUUUGUUUUUCCACAGUUUUACGCAAAGGCCUCAAUAACUGAAGCCUUUGGUGCCUGUGACUUGUCACCGUGCCAUAUUUAGAGUGGUUUCGAAGCCCUAUUUGUAUAUUGUGGUUUUUGUAUGACUUAAAACCUAAUUUAUUUCUCCUCUUGUACAUAUGUACAGUUUAAAACAUUUUGGUUUGGAGUAACAGUUUUUAUAAGCCUUACGACAGAAAAAUAAAGGGCUUUGUAAAGAUGA
Molecule: messenger RNA, 3264 nt
Organism: Columba livia (rock pigeon)
Lineage: Eukaryota; Metazoa; Chordata; Aves; Columbiformes; Columbidae
Product: endothelial lipase-like
Exons: 10
Coding region: 127-1608 (493 amino acids)
Biological process (GO): fatty acid biosynthetic process; triglyceride catabolic process
Molecular function (GO): lipoprotein lipase activity; protein binding
Source: RefSeq, a predicted model, not a curated record